Molecule: messenger RNA, 1116 nt
Organism: Trifolium pratense (red clover)
Lineage: Eukaryota; Viridiplantae; Streptophyta; Magnoliopsida; Fabales; Fabaceae
Product: kinesin-like protein KIN-4A
Exons: 5
Coding region: 15-767 (250 amino acids)
Biological process (GO): mitotic spindle organization; microtubule-based movement
Molecular function (GO): microtubule motor activity
Source: RefSeq, a predicted model, not a curated record
UCAGAGCAUUCUCCAUGUCGCUAAAUGCAAGAAUGGCCAGAAUAGCUUCACUGGAGAACAUGCUGAGCAUAUCAUCUAAUUCACUUGUGGCAAUGGCUUCUCAACUAUCUGAGGCAGAAGAACGAGAACGGGCCUUUACAAACCGUGGACACUGGAACCAGUUGCGCUCAAUGGGAGAAGCCAAAAUUUUGCUUCAAUACAUGUUCAAUUCUCUUGCAGACACUAGGUGUCAAAUGUGGGAGAAGGACAUGGAGUUAAGAGAAAUGAAAGAUCAAAUCAGGGAACUUGUAGGUCUAUUACGGCAAAGCGAAAUCAAGAGAAAGGAAAUUGAGAAGGAACUAAAAGUGAGAGAGCACGAUGUUGCAACUACAUUGGCAAAGCCAGCUUCAGGAAAUUCUCCAAAUUCAUUGAAACACUGUGUCGUAGACAUAGCAGAACCUUUAUCUCCGGAUUCUGUGCCAGCACCGAAACAGCGCAAAUAUACACCAGGCAUUGUUAAUGGCCAAGUGAGGGAAUCAGCAGCAUUUAUAGAUCAAACUAGAAGGAUGGUACCUAUUGGGCAAUUGUCGAUGAUAAAACUAGCAAUUGCAGGACAAGCUUCUGGCAAGCUAUGGAGAUGGAAAAGAAGCCAUCAUCAGUGGCUAAUACAAUUCAAAUGGAAGUGGCAGAAACCUUGGAAACUUUCUGAACGAAUUCGACACAGUGACGAGACAAUCAUGAGAUCAAGGCCACGUUCACAAACUUUGCCUCAAAUUAAGUCAUUUUGAUUGUUAGUGUGAUCAGCCAUUUGCCGUAGCUCAGUUUUAACUAUUUUACCUACAAGAAUGGUCCUAGACAGAAGACAUUAUAAAGAACAUAUAACUAGAUUCAGCUGCAGUGUGAUAUAAUGGUUACUAACAGUAUAUACCCCGGUCAGUCUCGGUUAAUACUCUCCACAUCUUGGAAAUGUUUCGGUAGUCACAGCAUACGGAGCAUCUUGUGAGGUGUGUUGAAAUGUUGCCGACAGUUGUGAAAUAAUUGAGCAUGGAAGAUAGUUGCUUGCUUGGAGGCAUUGGUAGACACAUUUCCAGACAUAUUAUCUAGGAAAAUUGUCUGUCCAUACCAACACUAGAAGGA